Messenger RNA from Vanrija pseudolonga, 865 nucleotides. RefSeq lists its product as uncharacterized. Gene Ontology annotation, cellular component: mitochondrion; mitochondrial intermembrane space. The record is from RefSeq and is a predicted model, not a curated record. Bases 37 to 798 code for a protein of 253 amino acids. Lineage: Eukaryota; Fungi; Basidiomycota; Tremellomycetes; Trichosporonales; Trichosporonaceae. The transcript is spliced from 5 exons.
AAGCAUUGCACUUCUCGUCGUCUACCCACAACAACAAUGGCAGGACCACCGUUCGGCACAGCAUCGGCAUACUCAGACUCGUUCCCCGCGCCGCCACCGCGCGAGCUCACCGUGUCGGCCGAGACAUGCUUCAACCUGACCGUGUUCCGGGACGUCGUCCGGCAGUACCGCAAGCUCGACGACCAGGUGGUCACGCGCCUCAACCGUGCCCAGGCGCAGCUCCGCGACGAGGCGCGCGUCGGCAAGGGCAGCAGCCCAGAGGGCAUGUGUGCCAAGAUGUGGCUCGAGAUGAUCUGUGAGUCAGGAUGGGGGCGAACAACUGGGAUCAAGGAGGACGGGGCAAACGAAGCGCGCCCAAGUCACGCCGACGAGAUCCCUCCGCCGGCGUCUGACGCAGUCAUCGCCAAGCUCGACGCUGUAGUCCUCAUAAAGGCGUAUCUAACACCCCCAGCCGGCUGGACACAUCGCCAGACACUGCUCACGUACUGCAUCAACACGGUCGAGGGCUCGAUGAACGCCAAGCGCGCAGCAGCCGGCGGACCAACCGACGAGCGGCUCGCCGCGGCGCCUGUGCGUCCAGCGGGCGUGCAGGGCGGGGCACACGAGCGCGGCGUGCGCGAGGAGCAGGCGGUCAGCGACUCGCUGCAUUCCGAGAGCGCGGUCGAGGCGAUUGUGCGCAAGCGGACGCUGGAGGUGUUCAAGUCCAGGUGUCCCUUCUUCACGCCGCCUCCCGGGAGGGAUAGGGGAUGGUGGGAUAUCGCUGAGAGCGGGCGCAUGACGUCCAGCGGGCCAGAGUAGGAGAGGAGAGGAGGAGAGCAUGGAUCACGGGCACUCAUUGUUGUUACAUCAUGCACAUUGUCGCGGG